AUGGAAGCAAGGAGAGAGAGAGGGGUGGAGAUGUGGAUGGGGCUAUCUGGUGUAACGGAAGUUUCGGACGACACGUGGAGACAGGAGAGUGAGGUACUGAGGUGUGUGGCCGUCACCGCAGAUAACACCUUUCGUCGUCUAUCUCUGAAUUCGACGGUUAUGAGUGCUACGAUACAUUCCUUUGUUCACAUAGAAGGAAUGCCUGCGGUAGGAAAUUUUCAAGCUCCUUUAUCGAGGUCUGUGGAUAAGUGA
Dovyalis caffra is the source of this 252-nucleotide messenger RNA. Lineage: Eukaryota; Viridiplantae; Streptophyta; Magnoliopsida; Malpighiales; Salicaceae. The record is from the annotation of a GenBank genome assembly.